Eurypyga helias (sunbittern) is the source of this 1820-nucleotide messenger RNA. It is a transcript of the gene KLHL28, whose product is annotated as kelch-like family member 28. The record is from RefSeq and is a predicted model, not a curated record. Gene Ontology annotation, molecular function: protein binding. The transcript has 4 exons. Bases 1 to 1716 code for a protein of 571 amino acids. NCBI's taxonomy places the organism in Eukaryota, Metazoa, Chordata, Aves, Eurypygiformes, Eurypygidae.
AUGGACCGGUCGUCUCCAACCUACAUGCUUGCCAACUUAACCCCCUUGCAUUCCGAGCAGCUCCUGCAAGGCUUGAACCUCCUUCGCCAGCACCGCGAGCUCUGUGACAUUAUCCUCAGAGUCGGCGAUGUCAAGAUCCAUGCUCACAAAGUGGUGCUUGCCAGCAUCAGCCCCUACUUCAAAGCCAUGUUCACCGGGAACCUUUCCGAGAAGGAAAACUCGGAGGUGGAGUUCCAGUGCAUUGACGAGGCAGCGCUGCAGGCCAUCGUGGAGUACGCCUACACCGGCACGGUGUUUAUCUCGCAGGACACCGUAGAGUCGCUUCUUCCGGCCGCCAAUCUUCUCCAGGUCAAGCUGGUCGUGAAGGAGUGUUGUGCGUUCCUCGAAAGCCAGCUUGAUCCUGGCAAUUGCAUCGGGAUUUCUCGCUUUGCGGAGACCUAUGGCUGCCACGACCUCUACCUGGCUGCGAGCAAGUACAUUUGCCAGAACUUUGAGGACGUUUGUCAGACGGAAGAGUUCUUUGAGCUUACGCAUUCCGAACUGGAUGAAAUUGUCUCCAACGACUGCUUGAAUGUCGUGACGGAAGAAACCGUUUUUUACGCGCUGGAGUCCUGGAUCAAGUACGAUGUGCAGGAGCGACAGAAGUACCUGGCGCAGCUGCUGCACUGCGUUCGGUUGCCGCUGCUGAGCGUGAAGUUUCUUACGAGGCUGUACGAAGCGAACCAUCUCAUUCGGGAUGACCAUACCUGUAAACACCUGCUAAACGAGGCCCUGAAGUACCACUUCAUGCCUGAACACAGACUUUCCCACCAGACCAUGUUGAUGACGCGACCUCGCUGUGCCCCGAAGGUUCUCUGUGCUGUGGGAGGAAAGGCUGGAUUGUUUGCCUGUUUGGAAAGUGUUGAGAUGUAUUUUCCCCAGAACGACUCCUGGAUUGGCCUGGCACCUCUUAGCAUUCCCCGCUAUGAAUUUGGAAUAUGUGUCCUAGACCAGAAAAUCUACGUUGUGGGAGGAAUUGCAACCCAUGUGUGUCAAGGCAUCAGUUACCGAAAGCAUGAGAAUUCGGUGGAGUGCUGGGACCCCGAUACGAACACCUGGACAUCUCUUGAAAGGAUGUUUGAGAGCCGCAGCACGCUGGGAGUGGCGGUGCUGGCUGGAGAGCUCUACGCCUUGGGUGGCUACGACGGGCAGUCGUACUUACGGACUGUGGAGAAAUACAUUCCGAAGGUGAAGGAGUGGCAGCUAGUGGCCCCCAUGAACAAAACAAGAAGCUGUUUCGCAGCAGCUGUCUUGGACGGAAUGAUCUAUGCCAUUGGGGGCUACGGGCCGGCCCACAUGAACAGCGUGGAGCGUUACGAUCCAAGUAAAAACUCGUGGGAGACGGUCGCUUCAAUGGCUGAUAAACGAAUAAACUUUGGUGUCGGUGUCAUGCUGGGCUUCAUUUUUGUCGUAGGCGGACACAAUGGUGUGUCUCACUUAUCGAGCAUUGAGAGAUACGAUCCUCACCAAAAUCAGUGGACUGUGUGUCGACCCAUGAAGGAACCCAGGACAGGAGUCGGUGCUGCUGUCAUCGAGAACUACCUGUAUGUAGUGGGAGGUCAUUCAGGGUCGUCCUAUCUGAACACGGUGCAGAGGUACGACCCCAUCUCCGACACCUGGCUGGACUCUGCUGGGAUGAUGUACUGUCGCUGCAACUUUGGCUUGACCGCCCUUUGAACAGCGGGACUUCGCAGGCCUGAUGCAAAGACGGAGCUUGACCCGCUUGAAGAUAAACCCUGCUGCCAGAGACCGUAAGCUGCGGCAAGUCGGAAGGUCGGAGG